AUGAGACAACAAAACGGCAAAAAGGCAGAGAUCAAUCCGUUUUUACUUCGCAAAUGGACCUACGCCUUUAGCACAUUCUUUGACAUCAACGGAAACGGAUCACUGGAAUGGAAAGAUUUCGACACACUCGCGCAGAUCAUUUGCGCAACAAGGGGCAGUCGAAGUCACGAGUAUAUCAGCGCAAAGUUGGCGUUUCCCGAGAUUUGGUACUCGCUGACACAAGCGGCCGGGAUUGACGAGGCCGGAAAGUUAUCGUUGGACGAUUGGAUCGCGCUGUGGAAAGAGAAUCGAAACGGGAAAUGGACGAAAGUUUAUCUCGACUAUAUGUACACGCUAUUCGACGCUUCCGGCGAUCGUCUCGUCGAUCAGGCCGAAUACGUGCAAGUGAUGCAGUACUUUUCGAUCGAUCGCGAAACGGCAAAUCAUGCUUUUGAUCAGUUCGCUGUGGGAAAAGAUGGGACUCUAUUGAUGGCAAUCGAUUGGAAACAAUUCAACGAGUUGUGGAAAGAAUAUUUCCACUCAACCGAGCACACAGCAAAGGGGAAUUACCUGUUGGGAUGUCCG
Molecule: messenger RNA, 564 nt
Organism: Mesorhabditis belari
Lineage: Eukaryota; Metazoa; Nematoda; Chromadorea; Rhabditida; Rhabditidae
Source: the annotation of a GenBank genome assembly